Molecule: messenger RNA, 456 nt
Organism: Cotesia congregata
Lineage: Eukaryota; Metazoa; Arthropoda; Insecta; Hymenoptera; Braconidae
Source: the annotation of a GenBank genome assembly
AUGGCUUCUGAUGCCUAUAAUAUUCGAGAAGACGAAUCAUUAAAACAUUGUACGUGUUUAGAAUGCCAACUAAUUAGUAUUGAAUUCCCCGAUGGUGCAGCGUUAGUUCCGUUCAAUAGCAUGCUAUCUUCAAUAAAUUAUUGGCGACGACAGAUUCACCCUCCGCAACCUAAGUCACUAAACGAAUAUGUAUCGUACUUGCAAAUGGAUAGAUGGAAAAAUUAUUUGAGCCGUACCAAAAGUGAAUUACAACUGAAGUAUAUACAAAGCAGUGAUAAAUCAUCAGCAGUUGUUUUGGCCGAUAAAGAAUAUCUACGGACAAUCAAGACCAGUCAUUUAUUAAUUGACGCGACAUACAAAGUUUGUCCUCGGGCUCCAGCAGAAAUCUAUCAAUUGCUGACCAUUAUGGCUCUCCACAUCUUAAUAUCGAGAGCGUCACGUCAGAUUUCGAAUUAG